AUGGAGGAAACAAUCGAGGAGCUUCGACGCCAGCUUGAGGAAGAGAGACAAGCGCGAGAAGACGAGAAACGAGCUCGACAAGAGGCGGAGCGGCGCCAGGAGGAAGAAAGACAGGCGCGAGAAGAAGCAGAAGGGCGAGUGCAACCAAACACAUUGUUUGGCCUUCUUGAUCGCUGCCAUAUCUCUCUGUCUCAAGCGAUCCGAGUUGAGACGGAUGCGACCCUCACGACUCAAGAACAAGUCUGGAGAAAAUUCGACCGCACAGCUGCCUUUACCUCGCGCCCCCUCUUUCCUUCUGAUACCCAAAUAGAUUAUGUCGUCACGAAUAUCCAAAACAAGCCGAUUUAUUCGGAAGCGUCCCUUCGAAAUUUCGAGCGAGACACGGUGGAUAACUUUGUCGAAGCGGUCAUCGAAGCAUUGCGAGAUGAUGAACUCCUUCAACAUGAGUUUGGAAUCGAGGGCCAAGUCACCUUCUAUGACCGCGCGAACCCAUCGGAAACUUCGCUAGAGAACAGCUUGGAGCAAAUGAAUCUUCACAACGUGCGGACGCCCCAACGACUAGUGAAAACCAGGCAUGGGGGAGGCAAAGACAGAGGAAGGGGGAGAGGAGCGGCGCAGAGACAGAAAAGGGUUGGCACUACACGAAGACGCAAUCGCCGCGCAGACCAGUUCUGCGUGCACAUUGUGGCCAACGAGCAACAGAAACCGGUGUAUGCAGUGGAGUUCAAAGCGCCACACAAGGUGACAACCCCUGAAUUAGUGGCCGGUCUACACCAGAUGGAUCUGGCUCGCGAUGUCAUUGAUCAGGAAGGCGACACGUUUGAGUUUUAUGCCACUUGCCUCGUCGCCGCAGUGGUCACCCAGAUAUUCUCAUACAUGAUCGACAGUGGAGUUCAGUACGGCUACAUCUGCACAGGGGAGGCUUUUGUUUUUCUCCAUAUCCCAAAGGAUGAACCCACAGUUGUUCAAUAUUUCUUGUGUAUCCCGAAUCAAGACGUGCAGGCGAACGAUGAGUGGCGCCUCCACCGAACAGCCAUUGGUCAAGUGCUUGCGUUUACCCUUUAA
Penicillium alfredii is the source of this 1065-nucleotide messenger RNA. RefSeq lists its product as uncharacterized. The record is from RefSeq and is a predicted model, not a curated record. Bases 1 to 1065 code for a protein of 354 amino acids. Lineage: Eukaryota; Fungi; Ascomycota; Eurotiomycetes; Eurotiales; Aspergillaceae. The transcript has 2 exons.